Molecule: messenger RNA, 3399 nt
Organism: Acomys russatus (golden spiny mouse)
Lineage: Eukaryota; Metazoa; Chordata; Mammalia; Rodentia; Muridae
Gene: Casr
Product: calcium sensing receptor
Exons: 6
Coding region: 38-3277 (1079 amino acids)
Biological process (GO): regulation of calcium ion transport; detection of calcium ion; intracellular calcium ion homeostasis
Cellular component (GO): membrane
Molecular function (GO): calcium ion binding; G protein-coupled receptor activity
Source: RefSeq, a predicted model, not a curated record
GUACCUUUGCCCGUCUCCCUGGAGAAAAGACAGAGCCAUGGCGUCGUACAGCUACUGUUUGGCCCUCUUGGCUCUCGCCUGGCACUCCUCUGCCUAUGGGCCGGACCAGCGAGCCCAAAAGAAGGGGGACAUUAUCCUUGGGGGUCUCUUCCCUAUCCAUUUUGGAGUAGCAGCCAAAGAUCAAGAUCUGAAAUCAAGACCAGAGUCUGUGGAGUGCAUUAGGUACAACUUCCGAGGAUUUCGGUGGUUACAAGCCAUGAUAUUCGCCAUAGAGGAGAUAAACAGCAGCCCCGCCCUUCUUCCCAACAUGACCCUGGGCUACAGGAUAUUCGACACCUGUAACACCGUCUCCAAGGCCUUGGAGGCCACCUUGAGUUUUGUGGCCCAGAACAAAAUCGAUUCUCUCAACCUGGACGAGUUCUGCAACUGCUCAGAGCACAUCCCUUCAACUAUAGCUGUGGUGGGGGCCACCGGCUCGGGUGUCUCCACUGCAGUAGCCAACCUGCUGGGGCUCUUCUACAUCCCCCAGGUGAGCUACGCCUCCUCCAGCAGGCUCCUCAGCAAUAAGAACCAGUUCAAAUCCUUCCUCCGCACCAUCCCCAACGACGAACACCAGGCCACCGCGAUGGCUGACAUCAUCGAGUACUUCCGUUGGAACUGGGUGGGCACAAUCGCGGCCGAUGAUGACUACGGCCGGCCAGGCAUUGAGAAGUUCCGGGAGGAAGCCGAGGAGAGAGACAUCUGCAUUGACUUCAGCGAGCUCAUCUCCCAGUACUCCGAUAAGGAAGAGAUCCAGCAGGUGGUGGAAGUGAUCCAGAACUCCACCGCCAAAGUCAUUGUCGUUUUCUCCAGCGGCCCAGACCUAGAGCCCCUCAUCAAGGAGAUUGUGCGGCGCAAUAUCACAGGCAGGAUCUGGCUGGCCAGCGAGGCCUGGGCCAGUUCCUCCCUGAUUGCUAUGCCUGAGUACUUCCACGUGGUCGGAGGCACCAUUGGGUUCGGUCUGAAGGCCGGGCAGAUUCCAGGCUUCCGAGAAUUCCUGCAGAAAGUCCAUCCCCGGAAGUCUGUCCACAAUGGUUUUGCUAAAGAGUUUUGGGAAGAAACGUUUAAUUGCCACCUGCAAGAAGGCGCCAAAGGACUUUUACCUGCGGACACCUUCGUGAGAAGUCACGAGGAAGGCGGCAAGAGGUUAAGCAACAGCUCCAUCGCCUUCCGGCCCCUCUGCACCGGGGAUGAGAACAUCAGCAGUGUCGAGACCCCUUACAUGGAUUACGAACAUUUACGGAUAUCCUACAACGUGUACUUAGCCGUCUACUCCAUCGCCCAUGCCCUGCAGGAUAUAUACACCUGCUCACCCGGGAGAGGGCUUUUCACUAACGGGUCGUGUGCAGACAUCAAGAAGGUUGAGGCCUGGCAGGUCCUGAAGCACCUACGGCACCUCAACUUCACCAACAACAUGGGGGAGCAGGUGACAUUCGAUGAGUUUGGUGACCUGGUGGGGAACUAUUCCAUCAUCAACUGGCACCUCUCCCCAGAGGACGGCUCCAUUGUGUUCAAGGAAGUUGGGUAUUACAACGCCAAUUCCAAGAAGGGAGAGAGACUCUUCAUCAACGAGGAGAAGAUCUUGUGGAGCGGGUUCUCCAGAGAGGUGCCCUUCUCCAAUUGCAGCCGGGACUGUCUGGCAGGGACCAGGAAGGGGAUCAUCGAGGGCGAGCCCACCUGCUGCUUUGAGUGUGUGGAGUGUCCUGAUGGAGAGUACAGUGAUGAGACAGAUGCGAGUGCCUGUGACAAGUGCCCGGAUGACUUCUGGUCCAAUGAGAACCACACUUCCUGCAUUGCCAAGGAGAUUGAGUUUCUGGCGUGGACAGAGCCCUUCGGAAUCGCGCUCACUCUCUUCGCGGUGCUGGGCAUUUUCCUGACCGCCUUUGUGCUGGGCGUGUUCAUCAAGUUCCGAAACACGCCCAUCGUCAAGGCCACCAACAGAGAGCUGUCCUACCUCUUGCUCUUCUCGCUACUCUGCUGUUUCUCCAGCUCCCUCUUCUUCAUCGGGGAACCCCAGGACUGGACAUGCCGCCUGCGCCAGCCCGCCUUUGGCAUCAGCUUCGUGCUCUGUAUCUCGUGCAUCUUGGUGAAGACCAAUCGUGUCCUCCUGGUCUUUGAGGCCAAGAUACCCACCAGCUUCCACCGGAAAUGGUGGGGCCUCAACCUGCAGUUCCUGUUGGUUUUCCUCUGCACCUUUAUGCAGAUUGUCAUCUGUGUGAUCUGGCUCUACACGGCGCCCCCCUCCAGCUACCGCAACCAUGAGCUGGAAGACGAAAUCAUCUUCAUCACGUGCCAUGAGGGCUCACUCAUGGCGCUCGGCUCCCUGAUUGGCUACACUUGCCUGCUGGCUGCCAUCUGCUUCUUCUUUGCCUUCAAGUCCCGGAAGCUGCCAGAGAACUUCAACGAAGCCAAGUUCAUUACCUUCAGCAUGCUCAUCUUCUUCAUCGUCUGGAUCUCCUUCAUUCCGGCCUACGCCAGCACCUACGGCAAAUUUGUCUCGGCCGUGGAGGUGAUCGCCAUCCUGGCAGCCAGCUUUGGCUUGCUGGCCUGCAUCUUCUUCAAUAAAGUCUACAUCAUCCUCUUCAAGCCUUCCCGAAACACCAUCGAGGAGGUGCGCUGCAGCACCGCAGCGCAUGCUUUCAAAGUGGCAGCCCGCGCCACACUACGCCGCAGCAACGUCUCUCGGAAGCGGUCCAGCAGCCUCGGAGGCUCCACGGGCUCCAUUCCUUCCUCUUCCAUCAGCAGCAAAAGCAACAGUGAAGACCCUUUCCCGCAGCCAGAGAGGAAGAAGCAACAGCAACCGCUGGCCCUGAGGCAACAUGAACAGCAGCAGCAGACCCUGACUCUCCAACCACAGCAACAGCAGCAGCCACAGCAGCCACGAUGCAAACAGAAAGUCAUCUUCGGCAGUGGCACGGUCACCUUCUCUCUAAGCUUUGACGAACCUCAGAAGAACGCCAUGGCCCAUAGGAACUCGAUACGUCAGAACUCCCUGGAGGCCCAGAAGAGCAAUGACACCUUGAGCAGACACCAGGCACUGCUCCCACUACAGUGUGCAGACGCGGACUCAGAAAUGUCCAUUCAAGAAACUGGCCUGCAAGGGCCCAUGGUAGGGGAUCACCAGCCAGAACUGGAAAAACCAGAAGAAAUGUCCCCAGCAAUGGUCGUGUCCACCUCUCGGAGCUUCGUCAUUAGCGGUGGAGGUAGCUCCGUGACGGAAAACAUACUGCACUCCUAAUGGAUGGGAAAGACUAUCCAGUUGACUGAGUUUUGUUUGGAGUCCCAGGAAUAAAGACGGGUCCCUCCUUUCUUCCCAGGAAGCCAGGGAUGGUAGGUACAUCGAAUGCUUGUACUCGAUUG